This is a messenger RNA of Nerophis lumbriciformis (worm pipefish), 1902 nucleotides long. The record is from RefSeq and is a predicted model, not a curated record. NCBI's taxonomy places the organism in Eukaryota, Metazoa, Chordata, Actinopteri, Syngnathiformes, Syngnathidae.
GAGGAGUACACGCAACUCAAGCCUUAUGCCGGCAUGCCCAAGGAGGUGCUGCUGCUUUACUCUUCGCAGGCUUGCUAUCGAGUCCCGCGUGAGAUCCUCUUCUGGCUGAUUGUGGUUUGCACGCUGUCACUGGUGGGUCUCACCAUUAGUGUGGUGGCGCUGUCACCCCGCUGCCUCAGCUGGUGGCAGUUGUCCCCCGUCUAUCAUGUGUACCCCCGCUCCUUCAGGGACUCCGACGGAGAUGGAGUAGGAGACCUCAAAGGCAUUCAAGAGAAGCUUGGGCAUUUCGAGUACCUGAACAUUAAGUCAGUGUGGGUCAAUCCUUUCUACCGCUCACCCAUGAGGGACUUGGGCUACGAUGUGGAAGAUUUCCAGGCCAUCGACCCGCUUUUCGGCACCAUGAAGGACUUUGAAGACCUCUUGGCUGAGAUGCACAAAUUAGGUUUGAAGCUAAUCAUGGACUUCAUUCCAAAUCACACGAGUGACAAGCACCGUUGGUUCAAUUUAAGUCGCACCAGAGAUCCACACUACGAAGACUACUACGUCUGGGCUGACUGUACAGCCACAGGACCCAAACCCAAUAACUGGGUGAGCGUGGCUGGGAACUCAUCAUGGACAUAUGAUGCCGUUCGAGGACAGUGUUACCUACAUCAAUUUCUCAAGGAGCAACCUGACCUCAACUUCAGAAGCCCUCAUGUCCGCCAGGAAAUGCUUGAUAUAAUUCGUUUCUGGCUGGACAAGGGAGUCGAUGGCUUCCGGAUGGAUGCGGUGAUGUACCUGCUUGAGGCCGCGCACCUGAGGGAUGAGCCUCAGGUGGACCCAAACAAGCCUCCUGAGUUGGUUACGUCCAAGUGGGACCUCCACCACGACUUUACCACCACUCAGGUGGGCCUACAUGACCUUCUGAGGGAGUGGAGGGCUCACAUGGACAUCUUCAGCCGGGAACCUGGCAGAUACAGGUUGAUGAUGACCGAGUCGUCUGACGGCCCAGAGGUGGAAAAGACCAUGAUGUACUACGGGACACGUCUGGUGAAAGAGAGCGACUUCCCCAUUAACUUCUAUCUCUUGGAUCUUCCUCACAACGCCAGUGGCUUGUGGGUUAAUCAUCUGGUGCAUCUCUGGAUGGCCAACAUGCCCACUGGGCGCUGGCCUAACUGGCAGGUUGGAAAUCACAACACGCCUCGUGUCGCCUCCCGGGCCGGUUUGCAGUACUCACGGGUCAUUAACAUGCUUCUGCUGACUCUUCCUGGUACGCCGACUACCUACUAUGGCGAGGAGAUAGGCAUGGAGAACAUCAAUGUGACAGAGAGUCAGAUUCAGGACCCGGCCGGCAGAUACGACAGGAGUGCCAGUCGAGAUCUUCAGCGUUCCCCAAUGCAGUGGAGUGCCAACUCCAAUGCAGGCUUCAACGACAAGACCAACGUGACCUGGUUGCCUGUGCACCCCAACUGGAGGAAUGUCAAUGUGGAGGUCCAGAAACAAGACAAAGGCUCGGUGUUGUCGCAGUACCGCUUCCUGAGCACGUUGCGUCAGUCUGAGCUGGCACUUCAACGGGGCUGGUUCUGUUACAUUUAUGCCGACAGCAGCAUCUUUGCUUACUUGCGAGAGUUAGACGGGCUGGACCGCGCUUUCCUCGUGGUGCUCAAUUUUGGCAACGAGUCCGCAGUUUCCGAUCUCUCGGCGGUCGUCGAGCUGCCCGAACGGCUGCGGAUUCUGAUGAGCACCAACCGGGCCAAUGACGGUAAAACGGUCAGCAAAUCUCAGAUCCCAACUGAGCCAGGAGAGGGUUUAAUGAUCGAGUUCUCUGCACAUGCUCGGUUUAACACCAACCACCCGGGGCGGUGUUACAUAUCUGAGAAGGCCUGUUAUUUGAGUGCCAUGGACAUUCUCUAUACAUGCUAA